AUGGACCAAACCUACAAGACCACGCAGGCGACAAAGUCGCUCUACGAACAAGCGAUCCCGCCCUCAGCCCUAUCAACCUACCAAACCAUCACCGACGCCAUCCACGUCGCCCGCAGCCUGCAGAUCCACUACCUCUGGAUCGACGCCCUCUGCAUCGUCCAAGACGACCCGGCCGACGUCACCCGCGAGCUCGCCAAGAUGCGCUCCAUCUACGCCGGCGCCUACCUCACCCUCACCGCCGGCUGCACCACCUCCAGCCGCGACCCCUUCCUCGCCUCCGCCAUCCCCGCCGCCGAACACCCGGACAUCCAAAUGCGCUUCCUUUGCCAAGAUGGCACCGAAGGCUCCCUCCUCCUCCAGUCCCAGCAAAACUUCGUCUCCGAGCGCGCCGACGACCCCAUCGCCGCGCGCGGCUGGACCCUGCAGGAAGACCUGCUGUCGCCGCGCGUCCUGCACUUCGGGCCGUACAGCGUGCUGUGGCGCUGCGCGACGAUGAUCGCGACCGACCGCAGCGGCGGCGAGCCCCGGUACCUGCAGGCGGCGGCCGAGCGGCAGUCGCUGGACGUCGCGUCGCUGCGCCAGCUGAGCACGCAGACGCUGAUGCAGCGCUGGAUCGAGAUCGUGCAGGACUACGCGCGGCGCCGGCUGUCGGUGCCCGCGGACAAGCUGCCUGCGCUGGCCGGUAUCGCGGACUUGUUCGACCAGGUGUUGCCGUCGUCAUCGCCGUCGUCGUCGUCAUCGCCGCCGCGGUACCUCGCCGGCGUGUGGGCUGCGGAUCUCCAUGCGCAGCUGCUGUGGUACGUUGACGCGCCGCUGCCGCGUCCGUGGCGCUACCGCGCGCCGUCGUGGUCGUGGGCGGCGACGGAGGGGUUGGUGUCGUUUUCCGGGCGGUAUCCGGUCCAUGUGGUUAGUCGACUGGAGAUGCUGGACUGUGCCAUUGACCUCGAGGCAGAGGAGCUGCCUUUUGGUGCCGUAAGCUCGGCGGUUAUGCGAGCUGAAGGGCGGGUCAGAAAGAUUGGUUGGUCGCGGUCGUGGCGGGGGCUCGACUCGGGGUUCUUUUUUCGCUUUCGGCCGGAGUGGGAGGACCCGGAGGAUACGUUGAACGAUACUAAUCUGAUUCCUGAUAGUGCUGAGGAUAGGGAGUUGCUUGAGCGGGACACGCCGGAGAUAUGGGUUUUGGAGGUGACGACUGAGAUCAGUGAUAGCCCGUCUGGACCGAUUGUUUGUCUCAGUCAUGGACUCGCGCUUGUGCCGGCGGGUGAUUGCUUUAGGCGGAUUGGAAGGUUCAAGCACUCGCGAGUCGUCAAAACGCCAGAGUAUAUGGAGCAGAACCAGGCGGUCGAUUAUUACUCCGAGGAUUACAAUGGGCCCACGGCAUUUUGGGUAAACGAGGAUGGUGACGAAGAGGGACACUACUGGACAGAAGAGGAUAUCAAGGAAGUGCCUUGGGAAGACGAGGACUGGUUUCGAGACUGCGAGACGCAAGUCCUUAAACUCGUCUAA
This is a messenger RNA of Lasiodiplodia theobromae, 1503 nucleotides long. RefSeq names its product Het domain-containing protein. Bases 1 to 1503 code for a protein of 500 amino acids. NCBI's taxonomy places the organism in Eukaryota, Fungi, Ascomycota, Dothideomycetes, Botryosphaeriales, Botryosphaeriaceae. The record is from RefSeq and is a predicted model, not a curated record. The transcript has a single exon.